CGGAAGCGGACGCGGCCCGGGUCGGCUGGUUUCCAGCCAUGGACGAAGCCGACCGGCAGGUCCUGCGGCGGUGCCGGCUGCGGCUGGUCCGCGAGCUGCAGGUGGACUCGCUCUGGGACCACCUGCUGGACCGCGAGCUCUUCACGCGGGACAUGGUCGAGGACAUUCAGCAUGCAGGUUCUGGGUCACGGUGCGAUCAGGCCAGACAGCUGAUCACAGAUCUAGAGACCCGAGGGAGGCAGGCCCUUCCUUUGUUCAUCUCCUGCCUGGAGGACACAGGCCAGGAUGCCCUGGCUUCAUUUGUGAGAACAAGCCUCCAACCAGCAAAGCGGGGUCCGGUGGUCAUCGAACCCCUGGAGUUGGUGCCUGCAGUGCUCCCACCAAGGGACCUUAAACCACUUGUGCCCAGGCCAGCAGACAUUAGUUCUGGAGGAUUCACUGAUGUCCGUGUCCUGGAGACAUCAAAGAGAAAUGCCGAUUUGGCGUAUGUCCUGAAGGCUGACCCCUGCGGCCACUGCCUCAUCAUCAACAACGUGACGUUCUGUCCCAAGUCGACGCUCAGCACCCGCACCGGCUCCAACAUCGACUGUGAGAAGUUGCAGAGGCGCUUCGGCCUGCUGCACUUCAUGGUGGAGGUGAAGAGAGACCUCACUGCCCAGGAAAUGAACCGGGCUCUGGUCGAGCUGGCGAAGCAGGACCACAGCGCUCUGGACUGCUGCGUGGUGGUCAUCCUCUCUCACGGCUGCGAGAGCAGAAAGACCAUGGGUUUUCAGUGGCCUCCGCUCCCCACGAAGACAGGGCCCCUGACAUUGACUCCGAGUCGGACGCUGCUCCGUUCCAGGAUGGCCUGGAGACUUUCGACCAGACGGAUGCCGUGGCCAGUUUACCUACCCCCAGUGACAUCUUCGUGUCCUACUCCACCUUCCCAGGUUUUGUCUCCUGGAGGGACCUCAACAGCGGCUCCUGGUACGUGGAGACCCUGGACCAUGUCUUGGAGCAGUGGGCUCACUCUGAAGACCUGCAGACCCUCCUGCUCAGGGUCGCUGAUGCUGUUUCAGAGAGAGGGGUUUUCAAGCAGAUGCCUGGGUACUUUAAUUUCCUGCGCAAAAAACUAUUCUUUAAAACGACACAUACAAGGAGAGAAUCAGGUUAACCGGGCAGAGCAGAGCAGCUUGGCUGUUUCCUGGCUCCCUGCCUCCAGCUCCGCGCUGCAAACUUGAACUAGCCGUGGUCUGCCGAAGCAGCUCUCACCCCGGGAGUUCGGACUGCUUGGGAGGAAAGGAUGUUAUCAUGGCUUUGCAGUGACCUGCUCGGGGCUUCCUGUGAAGAGGGGACGUAGCCUGGAGUUCUAGCUUGGGAGGAGAGGCGUGCUGUGAACUCCAAUAAAUUAUAUGCCAAAUGUGUGAAUGGCCAGGUUUUUAGAUUUUGUUUCUCGAAGAGAUUGAGAGGUCUGAAAGUGUGACCACCAUGGUUGUUUGCAAGACUCUGUUAAGCAUUGUGUGUGUGUGUGGGGGGGCUGUGACCUGUUUUCAGCUGCAUCUAGCAAUGUUUAGAAACACUAAAAUCUGCCCACCCCAUGAUGCUCCUGCAUCUUUCUAGCACAAAUACUUAGGCCGAUGUGCAAGAAUGUACAUCCAUUCCGUUCAUAGCCACAACUGGAUAGUGGAAAACAGGAAGCAGAUGAGAGGUUCUGUCUUUAUGUUGGUGCUACAAAAUAUUACUGAGCUGCUCAAAAGAAUGACAAAGGUACAUGGACACAGUGUAAACUGUGAUUAGGUGUUAGGUGAAAAAAUUGAGUUACAGAGCAGGAUGAAGCGUGACAUCUCACGUUUGUCUGGAAGACAGUGUCUGUGGAUGUCCACAGAUAGGUAUUUCGUAUGUGCACAUCGGUCAAGUCAGAAGACCACACACACCACACUGUUAACCAUGAUUAUCUCUGGGGGGGGUGGAACUGGAGAUAUGAAAUGAGGGAGAGCUUGUACUUUUUCUUGUUACACUCCUCUGUUCUUUUAAUAUUUUCACAAAGUAUGCACGACUUUUUAAAAUAAAAGCUGGCGAAUGUUGGUGAGUCAUGUGUUGCUGUCUUUCAAAGAACAUUUGUUGAUGGGAUGAGUGUCCUUGGCCACCUGUCUCCUCCUGUCACUUGCUACUCGUGCCUUUUAUUCAGAGCGUCCUGACCUUGGCUUAUCACCCGUCUAGCUUUGUCCCGGCAGGUGCUCCCAAGUGCCUGCAUGUGGCUCCAGGCUGCACACAGCGUGCCCUGGGCUGUGACCACUGCAAGGUUUCACCAGCCCCUCUGCAGCUGCCGGGACAGCCUCCCCUGGGGGACAGCUGGUGGCUUGGCUUGGCCACUCCUGGGGCCCGUGACGGGGCAUAUGUGACUGCACUGGCUGCAGUCCCGGGGAACACAGGGCCUCAGCCCAGCUGCCUCGCCAUGUUUAUUUCCCAGCUCGAUCCUCCUGACAUCUGGCCUGCCUGUCGGCUGCGCCCUGCUCUGUGGCCUUGUGACUGUGCCUGGGAGCAGCUGAGGCUGGCACAGAACAUCAGGACAACUGCCCUGGGCUCUGCUUUGGGCCCCUAGGUGCUGCCAGGACCAGCUGCCCCGCGAUUCAUACAGCAACAGAGGCUGGACAGGGACCCUCGGAUUGUCUGGGAAAAGACCUUGAAGUGUCCUUCCAUCCAGUCUUAAACGAGGCUCCUUUGAAGUGCUGUUGGCACCUCAAAGUUGGACUCAGAUUUUCCUCUGUCAAAUGGACUCUCAGCUUUUCUCCGAUUUACCAAAACAAAACCAAAACCAAAUCCAAAGCCUUUUAGCGAAUGGUCACUCUUUUCCUGAUUUUUUGCUU
Messenger RNA from Talpa occidentalis (Iberian mole), 2846 nucleotides. RefSeq names its product caspase 9 (gene CASP9). Gene Ontology annotation, biological process: regulation of apoptotic process; proteolysis. The transcript has 9 exons. Lineage: Eukaryota; Metazoa; Chordata; Mammalia; Eulipotyphla; Talpidae. Bases 39 to 1220 code for a protein of 393 amino acids. Gene Ontology annotation, molecular function: cysteine-type endopeptidase activity. The record is from RefSeq and is a predicted model, not a curated record.